AUGCCACCGGUGGCGGUGGGGGCAAAACCACCGGAAAACACACAGAUACUCGAGUACUCAGUAAAGAUAUUAGUAAUCACAAAACUAAAUAGUAAAUUCCCUUCUCUCAUCCUCUUAGUAUUGAAAUUAGAAGGAAAAAAAAUCAGAGAAACAUUGAUAGAGGACAUGGACCUGGACGACCUGUUGGUUAGCCCGAUGCAGGGCCCAUCUCGACCCGCCCGGUUCGCGCCCAAGGGCUCCAAGUUCAAACCCAAACCCAAAAGCGAACCAUCUCAAUCUGAUUCAGUUGAAUGGUUGCAAAAGCAAUCUGAUGGGGAACUCGAUGCCAAACCCGAAUAUGUGAAAAACGGGGAAAUGGAUGUUGGAGUUGAAGUGAAGCCGGAUGAAGAAAAUGAAAAGGAAAUUAAGGAAGAGAUGAUAGACGAUUUGAUGGAAUCAGAAGAAGCGGGAGGUGAAGCUCCGGACUACGUUGUUCGAGAAAUUGAUGUGUAUUUUGCUUCUACUAUUGAUCCCAAUACUAGGUUGUAUGUGUUGCAAUAUCCAUUGAGGCCGGUGUGGCGGCCAUAUGAAUUGGAGGACAGAUGUGAAGAGGUAAGGGCGAAGCCUGCAAGUUCAGAAUUUGAAGUUGAUUUGGCACUUAAUGUCGAUUCCAAUAACUAUGAUCGUGAUGCUGAUCCUAAAGUGCAGAUAACAAAGCAGACUCUUGCUUCAUCAUGGAAACCACCUUGCACAAGUGGGUAUGCUGUUGGGGUUCUAAGAGGAAAUAAGUUGCACCUCAAUCCUAUUCAUUCGGUUGUGCAGCUCCGACCAUCAAUGCAUCGACUCAAGCCCAGGGAUUCUAAAAAUAAGAAAAUUGAAACUGGUAAUGGUGAAGGUGCUGUUAAGGUGGAAGAUCCCAAGGAAGAAAAACCUUUCGAGGCAUCAAAGAAGCAGACCAAGCCAUCUGGCCAGAACAAGGAUAGUGGAGAGGAUUGGGUUCCUCUCAAAUACCAUAAUGCAAGGAGCGUCAUUGCGGAUAGAUAUCUACAAAAGAUGGCGGCACAAGAAAGUUCGCCUAUUAAUUUUUCUAUGAGCUCGUGUGAUUAUCUGAAUAGAUUGUGUCCUGGCGCCUCUAAUGAGAGAUCCAGAUCUAAAGUUCCUACAAGAAGGUUUUUGAUGACUUUACCACUAAAAGAACGAUGCAAAACUUGGCUUCUUGAGGGUUCUCCAAUUCAUCGAUUUGACGCUCUAAAGCACCUAGCUCCAGAUGAACCUGUUGAAGAAGUUUUGGAAGUCCUGCAGGAAUAUGCUCGAUUAGUCCAAGGAAUGUGGGUUCCAAAAAGUUCGCUGGUAUAUGGAACAGAUUCAGGAAUUGAAGUUUUAGCCAGGGACUACGUUCUUCUUUUGUUUAGCAAGAAUCCACUAGUUAAUGAUUCACAAAUACCUCAACGUCCUCAACUUGCUAAAGCAAUGAAAGAUGUCCUAAAUAUAUUAGCUGUUGCGAGACCCUCCUUUAGUGAUUGGAAACUCAGAGAGCUUCCUGAUUGCAGAUUCAUAAAACUCAAUCCUACUGUUGCAAAGCAACAAGAAGAAGAAUGGGAAUCCUUGGAAAAGAAGAUAAAUGAUCUUCUUUUUGGAGCAAGAAAUGGAACUGGUAUGAAAGAUUCGUCAAAGUCUAAUGUCAUAAACAAUCCGGCCACGUCAACAAGUUCCAGUGAAGUAACUCUGAAAACUCUGGAUGGGGUGUUCUCAAGGAUGCCAAUGCCAGAAGAGACUCGAGAAGCUUUAAUGAAGGCCCUUCAGAAACUUUUCAAAAGCAUCAAGGUUUGCAGUUUUCAACAAAUUUGCCAGCGUUUGAGGGACUUGGCAGUUUCUGAGUCCACUCGUUCGAGGGGAUUUGCCAAAGAGGCAGUUGCUGCAGCAAACAGCAUCGGUGUUUUUCCUGAUGAGCUUCAGGCUAUCAUUAGUCAAUUUGCGUUUAAUAUUCAUGGCGUUUAUGUUCCAAAAUCAUCACCAGAUCAUCCACAAUACGAUCCAUUCAGGAAGGUUGUCAUUGAUCUUCUUAUUGCUGAAGGACCAAAUGCAAAGCUUAAAAAGGCUCCCAUAGUCGAGGCUGCUAAGAUGGAACUUAAAAGGGAUAUACCUCAGAUUGAAUAUCAGAAGGUUUUACAAGAACUAUGUGUAUCACAAGGUUCUGCAUGGGUCGUUAAAAGUGGUGAUGGAAAUCCACGAAAGUAA
This is a messenger RNA of Fraxinus pennsylvanica, 2217 nucleotides long. Lineage: Eukaryota; Viridiplantae; Streptophyta; Magnoliopsida; Lamiales; Oleaceae. The record is from the annotation of a GenBank genome assembly.